GGCGUGUGACGUCACCUGAAGAUCGAUUCGAGUUUUAUUACGAGGAACAGACUGCUGUAAACGUUGCCGUAUAUUCUUCGCGGGCGAUCGCAGCGCUUGCCGUUUGUUAUGCCACGGUUGUCACAUGCCAACGCGCCUGCUAAAAUAAUAAAUCGAUAAGGCCACGUGCGUGUAAGACGCAACACAAAAUGAUCCUGUCGAGGGCCAAGCCGGCUUCGUCGGAGGGCGUCCGGAAGUCGACGUCGCGUAAGGAAAUACCAAAAUUAGAGGAAUUCCUGGAGAAACGUGACUACACCGGAGCCUUGACGCUGCUGGAAUUCAACAGCAGCACCGGCGGCAGUCUGGAGUCCGACCUGUGGAUGGGAUACUGUGCGUUUCACUUGGGUGACUACAAGCGCGCCGUUACGGUGUACGAGAACCUGAAGAAGAGAGACUAUGUGCCGCCGGAUGUACGGACGAAUCUGGCAUGUUGCUACUUUUACCUGGGCAUGUAUCCCGAGUCACAAAAGAUUCUGGAGGAAGCAGCGGACAGCAAGCUGAGGACCAGGCUGCUGUUCCACUUGGCCCACAAGAUGGGCAACGAGUCCAAGUUGAAGGAGUACCAUCAGAUGCUGCAGGAUGUCAUAGAGGAUCAGCUCAGCUUAGCGUCUAUCCAUUACCUCAGGGCUCAUUAUCAGGAAGCUAUCGACGUGUAUAAGAGGAUCUUGCUGGACAACAGCAAGCUUAGAAAGAAAAAGUCCAAGAAACGUCGCUCCAAAGACUCUGACGUGUCUUUCCUUAUUCGGCUGAAAACUUGCAGGGAUUAUCUAGCUCUGAACGUGUACGUAGCCCUGUGCUACUACAAGCUGGAUUACUACGAUGUCGCUCAGGAGGUGCUUCAGGUUUACUUGCAAAAAUAUCCGGACAGCGCGAUCGCGAUCAAUCUGAAGGCAUGCAAUCAUUUCCGCCUGUACGACGGAAACGCUGCGCAAUCCGAGAUGAAGCAGCUGAUUGAAAAGAUCUCGAGUGCCUUCAGUUUCGGUCACGAUCUCAUACGCCACAACACAGUCGUGUUUAGAGGUGGCGAAAACGCGCUGCAGAUCUUGCCGAAUUUGGUGGACGUCAUACCGGAAGCCAGGCUGAAUCUGGUGAUAUACUAUUUGAAGCAAGACGAUGUCAAAGCGGCCUACGACCUGAUCAAGGACCUGGAACCCGCGGUGCCGCAGGAAUACAUCUUGAAAGGCAUCGUCAACGCUGUUAUGGGUCAAGAGACCAACUCUCGCGACAGCAUAAAAACAGCGCAACAAUAUUUUCAACUAGUGGGCUCUUCAGCGUCGGAGUGCGAUACCAUACCCGGCAGACAAUGCAUGGCCUCCUGCUUCUUCCUCUAUCGGCAAUUCGAUGAAGUGCUGGUGUACCUGAGCUCGAUCAAGACAUACUUCUCCAAUCAGGACAACUUCAACUUCAACUACGCCCAAGCGCAGAGCGCGGCUGGCUACUUCAAGGAGGCGGAGGAGGCCUUCCUGAUGAUACGUAACGAAAAGUAUAAAAACGACUACAUCUACAUCAGCCUCUUGUCUUACUGCUAUAUAAUGAAUAAGAAGGCUGAGCUAGCUUGGGAGUUGUACCUGAAGAUGGACACGUCGACGGAGUCGUUCAACCUACUCCAGCUGAUCGCCAACACGUGUUACGAGGUUGGCGAGUUCUGGUACGCCGCCAAGGCCUUUGAUAUGCUGGAACGUAUGGAUCCGAGUUCCGAGCACUGGGAGGGCAAGCGCGGUGCCUGUUGCGGUACUUUUCAGUACAUAGUAGCGGAGAAGCAACCAAAGGAACUUCUGCCGGACGUGAUACAGCUUUUGAAGAACACAUCCAACUCCCAAGUGGAGCAGAUAAUACGCGUGAUGCGCAAGUGGGGAAAAGACAACCGAGUGAGCUGUUGAUAUUGUCCGGAUAUCAUCGUUGUCGAUUCCGUCCACGAGUGCCUCACUGCAAUUAUUUUUCCGGGACAUCUAAUCGCAAUAAUCAACUGAGCAAUCGCAUCAAUGAGUACUUACGAAUCUCUAUUUUUACUCGCAACACCAAUGAAUACAACGCGCCUCGUUGUCGAUUUAAUAUAAAAUAGAUAUAUUUAAACUGUGGUACACUCAUUUUUAUAAUAAUAUAAUAUCAAUAAUAUUGUAAUAGUAAUAAUAAUAAUAAUUAAUUUUAACAAACACAAUCGGUGAAUUGCAAAAAACACCAUAUUCGAUGGCGUAUCAUUCUCUUACGUUUUGCAUUCUCGAUCGAUUAAGACGCGAAUUAUUUUCGGAUAUUCUUGCAAUGAUUUUAACGCGCGUACGA
Molecule: messenger RNA, 2319 nt
Organism: Harpegnathos saltator (Jerdon's jumping ant)
Lineage: Eukaryota; Metazoa; Arthropoda; Insecta; Hymenoptera; Formicidae
Gene: Ttc26
Product: tetratricopeptide repeat domain 26
Exons: 8
Coding region: 189-1919 (576 amino acids)
Biological process (GO): intraciliary anterograde transport; intraciliary transport involved in cilium assembly
Cellular component (GO): intraciliary transport particle B; ciliary base; ciliary basal body
Molecular function (GO): intraciliary transport particle B binding; protein binding
Source: RefSeq, a predicted model, not a curated record